AUGGCCCUGGUUCAGGACAUUCUAAUCAACAAACAGAUAGAAGAACCAUUUUCUCCUACCAAGAAAAGACACAGAAAGCAGGCUGUGAAAACAGAACCUGAAAAGAAGUCACAACCAACUAAGGCAUCUGUGGUUCCUGAGAAAAAAACGCAAGAAGAAAAGCCAAAGGAACACAGAGAGCCAAAAAGCUUGACCAAACAUGCAUCAGAUACAGGAGGCCAGCAUGUUCAUAAAGAAAAAGCGGUUUCCAGAUCAAGUGAGCAGCUGACAACAGAAAAAUCAACAGAACCAAAGGAUAAAUCACAGGAUACAGUUUCUGCUGGUGGGAAGAGUGUUGUUGCUAGCAUAACUACAACAUCUGGCAAGCCAGAUGACAAGGUGAGCACUAAAAAGGAAAUAAAUAAUUUUUCUGUGCCAGUUGAAUUCAAACCAUGGAAGCCAUCUAGCAAGUCAGGCAUGGACGCUGCUUUGGAUGACUUAAUAGACACUUUAGGAGAACCUGAAGAAAAUGAACAGAAUAAUACAACGUAUACUGGACCGGAAGUUUCAGACCCAAUGACUUCUACCUACAUAGAAGAAUUGGGUAAAAGAGAAGUCACAAUUCCUCCAAAAUAUAGGGAACUUUUGGCUAAAAAUGAAGGGAUCACACAGCCUCCUGCAUCCUCUGAGAAACCCAUGGGACCUGAUGAUGCUAUAAAUGCCUUGUCAUCUGACUUCACCUGCAGCUCUCCUACCACUGAUGGAAACAAAGCUAAGAAAGAGAAACCUACAGGAGAGGUUUUAAAAGCUCAGUCAGCUGAAGUCAUCAGAAGUGCCGCUCCACCCCAUGAGAAGAAGAGAAAGGUGGAGAAGGAUACAAUGAGCGAUCAAGCACUUGAUGCCCUUUCUGCUUCACUGGGCACCCGGAAACCAGAGCCUGAGCUCGACCUGAGCUCUAUUAAGGAAGUUGUUGAGGCAAAGGCCAAAGAAGAAAAACUAAAGAAGUGUGGCGAAGAUGAUGAAACAGUCCCUUCUGAGUUCAGAUUAAAACCAGCCAUGGAUAAAGAUGGAAAACCACUGUUGCCAGAGCCUGAAGAAAAAUCAAAGCUCCUGAGUGAAUCAGAACUCAUCGAUAAAUUUUCGGAAGAUUUUGACCAGUCUAAAAGCAAAAAACCAUCUAAGCCAACUGAAAAGGUAGACGAAUCUAAGACCCCAGCCCCAACUCCUGUGCAAGAGACUGUCCCUAAAACCUCAAUGUGUAGUGUUCAGGCAGCACCACCUAAACCAGCUACCUUGAAGGGUGUGGUGCCAGACGAUGCUGUUGAAGCCUUGGCUGGUAGCCUGGGGAAAAAGGAAGCAGAUCCAGAAGAUGGAAAACCUGUGGUGGAUAAAAUCAAGGAGAAAGCUAAAGAAGAAGACCGUGAAAAACUUGGUGAAAAAGAAGAAACCAUCCCCCCUGAUUACAGAUUAGAAGAGACCAAGGACAAAGAUGGAAAACCACUUUUGCCAAAAGAGCCCAAGGAACAGCUCCCGCCUAUGAGUGAAGAUCUCCUUCUCGAAGCUUUGUCUGAGGAUUUCUCUGGUCUCCAGAAUACUUCAUCUCUUAAAUUUGAAGAUGCUAAACUUUCUGCAGUGAUUUCUGAAGUGGUUUCCCAAACCCCAGCUUCAACCACCCAUUCUGCAAGAUCACCCCCUAAGACCCCACAAAGUGACAACAAAGAACUAGAUGAUGCCCUGGAUCAACUUUCUGACAGCCUAGGACAAAGACAGCCAGACCCUGAUGAAAAUAAACCAAUGGAGGAUAAAGUAAAGGAAAAAGCUAAGGCUGAACAUAGAGACAAACUAGGAGAAAGGGAUGACACUAUCCCACCGGACUACAGGCAUCUCCUGGAUAAUGAUGACCAGGGCAAGCCAGAGAAGCCAUCUACAAAGAAAUCUAAGGAAUCAAAGAAACCUGCAGAUGACCAUGACCCCAUUGAUGACCUCUCAAGAGAGCUUGACAACUGUCCAUCAACUACAGAAACCUCACAGAAAGCAGCAAAGGACAAAAGCAAGAAGAACAAUUCCAGCACCAAAGCUUCCAAGAAUGGGGGUAAAUCAAAGGAUUCAGCAAAGGCAAAGGAUGACGCUUCCAAACCAAAAAGGAAUGAAGGAAAUACAAGUUAA
Molecule: messenger RNA, 2145 nt
Organism: Chrysochloris asiatica (Cape golden mole)
Lineage: Eukaryota; Metazoa; Chordata; Mammalia; Afrosoricida; Chrysochloridae
Gene: CAST
Product: calpastatin
Exons: 28
Coding region: 1-2145 (714 amino acids)
Cellular component (GO): cytoplasm
Molecular function (GO): calcium-dependent cysteine-type endopeptidase inhibitor activity
Source: RefSeq, a predicted model, not a curated record